Messenger RNA from Dama dama (fallow deer), 3052 nucleotides. RefSeq names its product pleckstrin homology, MyTH4 and FERM domain containing H3 (gene PLEKHH3). NCBI's taxonomy places the organism in Eukaryota, Metazoa, Chordata, Mammalia, Artiodactyla, Cervidae. The coding region runs from base 468 to 2846 and encodes 792 amino acids. Gene Ontology annotation, biological process: signal transduction. The record is from RefSeq and is a predicted model, not a curated record. Gene Ontology annotation, cellular component: cytoskeleton. The transcript has 13 exons.
GUCCCGGCACUGUGCUCGCGCCCCUAGCGCGCCAGUCCCCGGGCUGCAGGGAGCGCAGCGCGCGCGGCCCGGGCUCCGGCCACCGGACGCUCUACCGGACACGACCCUCCUUGGAGCUUGGACAACUGCCCACCUCGGACACUGCACCGGACACUGCCCCCCACAGGGCUGGACACUACAACGGACACUACUUCCCAGCUCCGGACAUUGCUCCCUCUCCCCCACCCCCAGCCCUGGACGCUUCCCCUCCUCCCCCUCCGGGGGCCCAGACUCCGAGCCCCCUGCAGGCUCCAGCUAGCGACCCUUUGCACCCCAGCGCCAGACACCACCUCCUCCCAGUGCCCCACUCCCUUUCCCUCCUCCCGCCUCAUCUUUCUCCUGCUCUGGUCGGAGCCCCGCCAGUUUCUCCGACCCCCUGCAGCUCGGCCUCGGCUGCCCGCGCCCCCAUCCCGCGGCUGCUCGCCCGGAUGCCUCUCCCCGGGGGAUUGUGGUGGCUCCUCUGCUGCCGUCGAGGCUUUACUCUUCUGCACCGGGACUACGGGGACGGCGAGCUUAGCGGGGACGGGGACGAAGACGAGGACGAGGAGACCUUUGAGCUACGGACCCCGAGUCCAGCGGGCGGCGGGAGGGGCCCCCUAGAUGUGACGCUGACUCAGCCUAUGCGGAGUGGGCCAGUUUCAGACAGGCUGCAAAGCUGGGAGGAGACGCGGAGCCUCAUCCCGGAGAAGGGGCCGUCUGAAGACGACCCAGAUGUCGUCGUGAAAGGUUGGCUGUACCGCGAGCCCCGAGGAGGAGGGGCGCGGCCCUGGUUGCCCCCGCGCCGAGCCUGGUUCGUGCUCACGCGGGACUCCCUGGACCAGUUCAGCAGCAGCGGGAAGGGGGCGAGGCGGCUCGGGAGCCUCGUGCUUACCAGCCUGUGCUCGGUGUCCGGCCCUGAGCGCAGGCCCAAGGAGACUGGUCUGUGGUCAGUGACCGUGUCUGGCCGGAAGCACAGCGUUCGGCUCUGCUCGCCUCGCCAGUCGGAGGCAGAGCGCUGGGGGGUGGCGCUGCGGGAGGUGAUCGCCUCCAAGGCGCCUCUGGAGACCCCCACCCAGCUGCUGCUCAGGGACAUUCAGGAGAGUCGUGGGGACCCAGAAGCCGUGGCCCUUAUUUACAGAAGAAACCCGAUUCUGAGGCACACCAGUGGAGCCCUGUAUGCCCCACUCCUGCCUCUGCCGUACGGAGUCAGUACCCCAGGUCCCGGCUACGCGCCCUUGCGCGAGGAGGCCGUGAGGCUGUUCCUGGCGCUGCAGGCCCUGGAGGGGGCGCGGCGCCCCGGGCCCCUGAUGCAGGGUGUGCUCCAGACCUGCCGGGACUUGCCCGCGCUCCGAGACGAACUCUUCCUGCAGCUGGCUAAGCAGACCUCGGGCCCCGCGGGGCCCCCCGGGCCGCCAGCUACCCAAGACCCCGCGACCCUGCGGUACUGGCAGCUCCUCACUUGCAUGAGCUGCACUUUCCGGCCGGGGGGAGCCGUACGGGGACACCUCCUUGGGCAUCUGGAGAGGACUGAACAGGCGCUCCCGGACUCGGAACUGGCGGAAUAUGCGCGCUUCAUACGGAGAGCGCUGGGCCGGACGCGCGGCCGGGAGCUAGUGCCAUCGCUGGCCGAGAUUUCCGCGCUGAGCCGACGGCAGGAGUUGUUGUGCACCGUGCACUGCCCGGGGGCUGGUGCCUGCCCUGUGGCCAUAGACUCUCACACCACGGCGGGAGAGGUGGCUCGAGAGCUGGUGGGGCGGCUGGGCUUGACCCGGAGCCGUAAUACAUUCGCGCUGUACGAGCAGCGAGGGGCGCAGGAGCGAGCCCUGGCCGGGGGGACUCUCGUGGCCGACGUGCUCACCAGGUUUGAGAACUUGGCGGCGGAGGAAGCCGGGCUGGAGGACCCGCCGGACACCGGUUGGAGACUGUGUCUGCGUCUUCACGGACCUCUGCACCCUGAGGGGCUGUCCCCAGAUGGUCACGAACUGCCCUUCCUCUUUGAGCAAGCUCACGCUCUGCUGCUGCGCGGCCGGCCACCCCCGCCCGACGACACGCUGCGCGCCUUGGCGGCGCUGCGGCUGCAGAGCCUGCACCGGGACUUCUCCCCGCGGGCGCCUCUGCCGCGCCUGGAUCGCUUGCUCCCCACCCCGGCCCGGCCGCGUGAAGAUCCUCCCCGCCCGCUGCCCAGGCCUCCCCACUCCGCCGCCCUGCUGGCCGGGGCGAUCUGGAGCCCGAGCCUGGCCAAGAGGCGGGCGGAGCGGGCCCGGCACGGCGGGGCCGGCCGCACCGCGGGAAGCGUGGCCCGCGAGGGAGGAGGUGGCGCCGGCAGGGCGGCUGCUGUGCUGGGAGGCUGGAAGCGGCUACGGGGCAUGGGCCGAGCUGAGGCCAUGGCUGCCUACCUGGCUCUGGCGGCGCAGUGUCCAGGGUUCGGCGCUGCUCGGUAUGACGUUCUGGAGCUGAGCACGGAGCCUGGUGGGGGCGCUCCACAGAAGCUAUGCCUGGGCCUGGGAGCCAAGGCCAUGUCCCUCUCGCGGCCCGGUGAGACAGAGCCCAUCCACAGCGUCAGCUAUGGCCGUGUGGCCGCCUGCCAGCUAAUGGGCCCCCACACCCUGGCCUUGAGUGUGGGAGAGAGCCAGCUCCUCCUGCAGAGUCCCCAGGUGGAAGAGAUCGUGCAGCUGGUGAAUGCCUACUUGGCCAACCCCUCCCCCGAGAGGCCCAGCAGCAGCCCUCCUCCAUGCCAAGACCUGCCAGACACCUCCCCUCCCAGCCAGCACCCGGGCCUGGACGAGCCCCAGGGACAGUCUGGCUGUUUGGGGCAGCUGCAGGACUGAGCUUGCCAAGAGGUCACGACCUCCCUCUUGCCUCCAGCCUGGAUCUGGACUACUCUGAGAUUUCAGGGAACCAUGGACCCUUUUGGCCCUGCAGGGACAGGGCAUACCCCACAUGCAAGGGCUGCAAUGGGUGCAGACAAUUUUCUAGUUUGUUUCUUAAUUUAUUUGUAGAAGACAAGCAAAAAAAAAAAAAAAAAAAAUCCUUA